Glarea lozoyensis ATCC 20868 is the source of this 2235-nucleotide messenger RNA. RefSeq lists its product as uncharacterized. The record is from RefSeq and is a predicted model, not a curated record. The coding region runs from base 1 to 2235 and encodes 744 amino acids. NCBI's taxonomy places the organism in Eukaryota, Fungi, Ascomycota, Leotiomycetes, Helotiales, Helotiaceae. The transcript has 12 exons.
AUGGGGCUGCUCUAUACUAUCUUGGAUCCGCGCUCAGAUAACAAAAGAAUCCUCGAUACUAUCAGGGACACGUUGAAAGUGAUUGCAAUCUGCCUGCGAAUAAUAUGGACUGGGUCGAGGUAUGUUGUGGACUUGAGUGAUGAAUGCCAAAUAACACAACACCAGGCACUAUUCUCCCGCCUGGGAUUUGAGAAUGCGGAUGGUCGACUUUCUGGACAGGAACAUCGCGGUCGCUUCCCUCACACUUUGUUCCUUCAGCCGCAGGCUACUGUAUCGGAAGAGAAUCCCAAUGAUCAAAAAGAGACUAUGCUCUUCAUGCCGUAUCUCCACUUCGAAACAAACCAGGGCCGUAUAGGUCUGAGCAACGCUCUCAGCAGGAUGGCCCGCUCAUUGACGGAAAAGAAUAUGGGCGACAACCCCUUGAGUCUGUCUCCUCAAAAUGAUGCUGCUAGCACUGUGGAGGAUUUCGCUGAGAACGACCCUUCUGACGAUGAUUCUGACGAUGAUUUGAUCAAAGGGCCCACGGAGAAAAAAUUUGAGCAGUACAAAGAGAAGUUUAAGCAGUUUCGGAGGCUUAUUAAACAUUAUCAAAAGACUACUUUAGACAGUGUUAGUCAGACGUCAGCUGCUGAAGAUGAGAAGCUAGUCCAAGCAUAUUUGGCUUCGCAAAAUCAUCGCCUCCAUAUCCGGAGAACACUAGAUCAAUUUUACUAUCUUGGAAUGGAGGACACUGAAGACCGUGACACGAAUCAAGUUGUGCAAAGAUAUGCGCUGAAGGGUCUUGACAAAAUAGAUGAAAAUCAAACUGAUUUGUUAUUGCAAAGCAAGCUCAUCAUGGUAGAUCAGCUAUGGCUAUGGAUCCUCGGAAAAGGCACUGUAAUCACCAGCUUUCCACAGGGGUGGGGUCAAGCUGCGGGCUCCGAAGACGAACAUGUUGGAAUGUUGGAGCAGAUCAAACAAUACCUCAGAGAACCGGGACGAGAUCCAAUCAGAUCUGCAGAAGCACUUGCAUCUGUCAUAAUCAAGGAGUGUACGCAAGUUUUCGGCCGCUUUCAAGUUUCCGAGAAGCUUCAAUUUCUCGAUUUCUUCGACUCGUCAAUCAGCGACGUCGCAGAUAGACAUUCUAGGAUUUUUGCUAAACUUGGUGUAGGGUGGGAUGACGAAGAUGAUUUCGUCGAGACGAAAGCCAUUAGCCUGAGCAACAAAUCCAAAAAAGAUAAGAGGAAAGAAAAAUAUAAGGCAAAAAAGAGAAAGAUGAUGAAGAAGGCACAGCUGUAUAUCAACGAAGAGGUUGAGCUUCUGGUCGAGAUACAAGACAUCCGCGAUGAGCUAAGAAUCAUCGAGAUGGUGCUUGAGGAUCAGUAUACCGUCCUAGCAGAUGUCGAGAACGAGACCCAACAGCCGAAGUCCCUAACCCAUAUUUCCCGUGCUAAAUUCCCCCCCGUAGAUGGGAAACCUGUCGAUAGUCAUGUCAAAUUCAAUCGCAGAUCCAUCGAGCACAUGGUAUUAGGAGCGAGAGAUGUGUACAAUGCGAUAUACCACUUAAUCGACUUGAAGCAGAAGCAAGCCAACAUUACAGAAGCCCGAUAUGCUCGUAGGGAAGCGAAUAGUGCGGCCAAAGAAGGCAGAACAAUUCUUGCCUUAACAAUUGUGAACAUGAUAUUUCUUCCACUGUCUUUCAUGACCAGCUUCUUCUCUCUCGAUAUCGUGGAAUUUCCCAAAGAUCCUGUCACCCAAGAGAAGGAUUUGCCUCUUCGCUGGGUUGCUAAAUAUAUCUUUGGGAUAUCCAUAGCAAUCGCCCUUCCAUCCAUUGCUCUCGCAAUGGCCAUUGGCCCUAUGGCGGGCUUCGCAAAAAAGCUCGGUCGCGCCGUGCGAUAUUGGGCCGCAAAUAUACUUGGGGUCAUCGGUGGGCUUAUCGUUUUGGUGCUGCUCACUGCGAUUGCGAUCGCUCUUAUCCCCGUCGCUGUUGGGCUUCUCAGCAGCAGCUCCCGUUUAUUUAUUCGCUCUCGGCUUUUUCUAUUUUUGAUAAGGGAGGCCUCUGAUUUGGAGGAUGCGACGAGAGAUGAAGGACCUGAGAUCCGAAUAAAUGAUGAGUUUGGCGAUGGCAUUAACGGCGAAUCGGAAAAUGUUGUUAAUGAGAAAGCGCCUGUGGUGAUGGAGAGGAGUAUUGAAACGCAAAACACGCAUGGGAAGGUGGAUGAAAUCGAAGAGGUGCAUCAAUGGACAAUGCCAUAA